Messenger RNA from Lycium ferocissimum, 2893 nucleotides. Its product is annotated as F-box/LRR-repeat protein At1g67190-like. Gene Ontology annotation, molecular function: protein binding. The transcript is spliced from 3 exons. The record is from RefSeq and is a predicted model, not a curated record. The coding region runs from base 754 to 2013 and encodes 419 amino acids. NCBI's taxonomy places the organism in Eukaryota, Viridiplantae, Streptophyta, Magnoliopsida, Solanales, Solanaceae.
CCCACAAUGCUAACUUGACCAUUUCUCUCACAUUAAAAAAAAAAAAAAAUCAGAUUCCUUCCAUUGUUCCUCUUUAUUCUUUUUGUUUUUUUGUUUGAUUGAUUGAUUUCUUGUUUCUAGGUUGUGAUCAUGAUCCUAUGAUUCAUAUGGAUGGAAGUUUAUGAGUUAAAGAUUGGAUUUUUGGCUCCUCAAAUAUUGCCCCAAAGGUCUAAACUUUAACUUGGUAGCCUUUUGUAUCUUUUUUUAGAAACCAGAUUCUUGAUUAUGGGUUUCAGGAUUGGUAAAUUAAUGAGUUAAAGAUGGGAUUUUUAGUUCAUCAGAUAUUGCCCCAAAGGUCAAAACUUGAAAUUGGUAUUUUUCAGAAACUAGAUUCUUGAUUAUGGGUUUCAGGAUUGGUUAUUGAUGAGUUAAAGAUGAGAUUUUUGGCUCCUCAAAUAUUGCCCCAAAGGUCAAAACUUUAACUUGACCAGAUUCUGGAUUUGGAUUUUUGGCUGACUUGUAGUGGGAAUCAAGAAAAUUUGUGUCUGGUAGAUUUAUAAUUUGCUAAUUCACUAAAAAGGGACUCUGGAUAUUCCCUCUUUUGUUGAUAAUCUGGAGUUUGAUUAGUUUAUGUUGGCCUUUGGAUUCAUUGAUAAGAGUCACUUGGAUAAUGUUGUGAUGAAGUUUGGAGAUUUAAGUGGCUCAAUUGUAUUUCUUGGACUAGCAUUUUUUCUAGGGACCCCUUUGGGAUUUGUUGUUUUUAUUUGAGGGUAUAUGGAGUACCUUCCUGUUGAGGUCAUUGGUAACAUUUUGUCCCGGCUCGGAGCUGCCCGUGACGUUGUGAUUGCAUCUUCCACUUGUCGAAAAUGGCGACAGGCUUGGACAAGUCAUCUUCACACGCUGACGUUUAACUCGAAUGACUGGCCGGUUUAUCAUGAGCUCACAAGGAGCAGACUCGAAAUAAUCAUAACUCAGACGAUUUUCCAAACUAACGGACUGCAUUCCCUAUCGAUCCUCAUGGAUGAUGUCGACGAGUUCUCCGCUGCUCCAGUAAUAGCUUGGCUAAUGUAUACCAGAGAAACGUUACGCCAGUUAUAUUACAACGUCAGGACUACUCCGAACAUUAAUAUACUCGAAAAAUGUGGUCGACAGAGGCUAGAAGUGUUAGCUCUUGCACACAAUACGAUCACUGGAGUCGAACCGAGUUACCAAAAAUUCCCUUGCUUGAAGUUUCUUUCGUUAAGUUACGUGAGUAUAUCGGCUUUAGACCUGACUCUUUUCCUCACAGCCUGCCCAAAAGUCGAGGUCUUGAAUCUUGUUAGUAUAGACAUCGUUAUGUCCGAUCCACAAGCGACAAUGGAGCUGACGAGUAACUCUUUGAAAGAUAUCUAUGUCGAAGCCGUUAGUUUGGAUAAAAUCAUUCUGGAGGCAGAUAGUCUUGAGAAGCUGCAUUUGAAAGAUUGUACGCUUGAGGAUUUCGAGCUUGUCAGCAAGGGGAAGUUAAAACUUCUUAAGAUCGAUGAUGUCAGCGUCAUCCAUCUCGAUAUUGGUGAGAGUGCUGAAAAUCUCGAGAUCGUGGACGUCAGUAAUUUCACAAUCAUGUGGUCUAAGUUCCAUCAUAUGAUAGCAAAAUCGUCAAAGCUGAGGAGAUUGAGGCUAUGGCAAGUUGUAUUCGAUGAUGAUGAUGAGGCAGUGGAUAUCGAGACGAUUUCCGCUUGUUUUCCUCAAUUAAGUCAUUUGUCAUUGAGCUACGAACUAAGAGAGACGGGACUUCAGUAUGGAUCGGAAGAUUCUUUUCGAUUGGAAAAUGUGGUUGUCCUGGAGCUCGGAUGGAUGGUGAUUAGUGACUUGUUCUCGCAUUGGGUAGCGGGCCUACUCGAAAGGUGCCCGAACUUGAGGAAGUUGGUAAUUUACGGGGUUGUUUCAGAAACCAAAACGCACGAAGAAUGCCAUACGUUAGCCAACUUCACGUCUUUUAUUGUAAGGCUUAUGAGGAAAUAUUUGCAUGUACAUGUUCAGUUUGAAUAUGAAUAGAUUUUUGAACAGUUGUUCUCUGCUUGGAGGGAGAUAUUGGUUUUUCACUGCAGUCUGAGGGGUUGGAAAAAUGCGAGUAAGCGGAGAAACAGUGAUGAGGUUAGCAGAGAAUAAAAGAUUAAGCAAGGCUAUAGUGAUGGAGAGGACUCUAAAUAGUGAGGUACACUUCUGCCUUCUACACGAAAGAUAUAUAUGCUUCACUGGUGGAAGCUUGCGGAGAAGUCAGCUGGAAAAUCAGAUCUCUUCAUGGCUGUACUGCUAUAUUUAUAUAUAUAUUUUCUUUUUUCAUAUGACCGAGAAAUCUAUCUCAGCCAACCCUUAAGACCAACCGCAGCUUUUGAAACUCGGGGAUAAUGGGCCCGCCUCUACCCUUCUCCACUUAAAUACUCGACUUAGUUUUGCUGCACGUAUAUAUAGGGAUACUGGCUUGAAAAAUCAAGCUGUUUGGUAGCUUUUCAGUCUGUAAAAGUUGCUAAUUUGGCUUGAUUUUGCAGCAUCUAAAUUACUGCACGUGGAAAGAAAAUCCAAAAGACACAAGAAAACCCGAAAAAUCUAAACUAUAGGUUGUAGGAAUAAACCUUAACAACAACAUACAAACAUAACUAUACACAUAAUUAACUACUUUAAACAAUUUAAAGCGUAAAAUUCUUCUAGAAAAUAUCUUUCUCUUUCAGUUCAGAUUACCCUUAUAUUUCCGGUACUCUUCGAACUUACUAGACAUAAUAUCUUAUAUAGUCAAACCUCUAUAACAUCCAUCCUCUAUAACAACAUUUCACUAUAACGGCCAAGUUUUUUUUGGAACCGAAUUUUCAUGUUAUGUUCUAUUAUAUGUUUUCUGCAACAGCAUUUUGCUAUAACAACAAAAAAAUAUACAAAUAAA